Molecule: messenger RNA, 1221 nt
Organism: Salarias fasciatus (jewelled blenny)
Lineage: Eukaryota; Metazoa; Chordata; Actinopteri; Blenniiformes; Blenniidae
Product: carbohydrate sulfotransferase 12-like
Exons: 5
Coding region: 1-1221 (406 amino acids)
Biological process (GO): carbohydrate biosynthetic process; proteoglycan biosynthetic process
Cellular component (GO): membrane
Molecular function (GO): sulfotransferase activity
Source: RefSeq, a predicted model, not a curated record
AUGGGAAAACGACCCACUGUGAAGCUGGCUUUCCUACUGGCAUCUCUGUCAGUGGGCCUGCUCAUCUUUGUAUACUGGGAAAAUAUAAUCUGGUUUGGUGCAGAGUCGACGCCUACUCCUAAUAGACCACUUACAGUUGGUGGGAUUAACAGGACCAACAAAGACCCUUCACAGGCUGUUGGCACUGUCAGAUCUGAGAACAUCGUCCCCGCCACCAUGUCGAAUAGGCGCAUCCCUGUUCAGCAGCAUGAAGAGGUGGAGCAGAGGGAGGAGGAGGAACUGCAGGAAGAUGAGAAAGAGAGUGGUGGUGUCUCUGCUGAAGAUAUGGAACAAAGAGCUAGGAAGCAGAGGAUCGAGGACGUGUGCUCAGAAAUGCGCUCCACUCACAAAUUUCCAUCAAUGACACGCAGUUUUAAUCAGAUCCCAAACAACGAGCUGGGUCACUUCAUAGUAGAUGAUAAACACCAAAUUAUCUACUGCUAUGUUCCCAAGGUGGCAUGCACCAGGUGGAAGAGUGUGAUGAUCAUCCUCAGUCAGUCUCAGAUCUCACCCUUGACAGGAAAGCCUUACACUGAUCCCAAGGAAAUACCUCGAGACGUCGUACACAACAGGAUUAGCCACCUCACUUUUGACAAGUUUAUACACAUUUAUGGUUCUCAGUCCCGCAGCCAGAUGAAAACCAAGCUCCAGACGUACACCAAAUUUCUGUUUGUACGAGACCCCUUUGUUCGACUCAUCUCUGCCUUCAGGGACAAGUUGGGAAAGCCCGACCAGUACUUCUACAUGCGUUUUGGCUCAAAGAUCCUGCGUCAUUAUGGUCACGUGUCUUCUUUGCCAAACAUAGCCGAGGAGGCUUUUGCUGCAGGGUUCAAACCCACGUUUCAACAGUUCAUCACCUACCUGCUGGAUCCCAAGAGAAAAGAGGUCCUCAAUGAACACUGGCUGCAGGCAUACAGAUUGUGCCAUCCUUGUCAGGUCAAGUACGACUUCAUUGGGCAGCACGAGACCUUCAACACAGACGCAAAGCAACUUCUGAAACUUCUGAAAGUGGAUAAAUGGUUGCAUCUCCCUUCAGCAUACCCAAACCUGACUGAAACCAGCUGGGUGAGAGACUGGUUUAAUCAGAUUCCCAUUGAGGCACAGAGGAAACUAUACAAGAUGUAUGAACUGGACUUCAAACUGUUCGGCUACCCCAAACCUGACGGCAUUGCAGACGAAUAG